UUUCCAAAAUCCGCCCUUUCCCUCUCUCAAUCCCGCCGGAACUUCACCAAAACCCUGCCGCCGGCGUCGUUUUCACGGCUGGAUCGCAAAAAUUUCUGAUUCCUAUUCCCAUUAACUGCAAAUCGAUCCAUCAAAAACGCUUUAAUUUCACGAAAAGAGACAGAUGUGGUAUCGAUCAGCUUCAUUCAUCCUCGACAAGCAGGAGCAGCAGCGGAAAGACGCCGCCGAGAGCCGCCCGCUCUCCCCUGUUUCCACCGCCAUGGCUGAAAACCCUAGCGCUAACGUCUCAAUGUACUACCAGACGCGUGCGGCGCACCACGGCGUUGUAACAAGCGAUUGGCUGGCUCAGGCGCAGGCCGCCGUCGCAGGAAACGCGGACGACGCUGCUGUGGAGAACAACGCGUUCGGUGGCGAGGAGAAAGGUAAGAAGUUCUCGGUGGUGGACGAGUUUAACAAUUGGCGGAAACAGCCGGAAUUGGCGGAGGCUGUGGCGGCGAUUAGGGCUUUGGCGUCGGUAAUUCGUUCGAGCCAAGCGAAAACGAUGAUGGAGCUUGAAAUUGAGCUUAAAAAGGCAUCCGAUUCUCUUAAAUCAUGGGACACUACUUCAAUCUCCUUAACAGCUGGUUGUGACAUUUUCAUGCGAUAUGUGACUAGAACUUCUGCUUUAGAUCGUGAAGACUUCGGUUCAGCCAAGUCCCGACUUCUUGAGCGUGCUGAGAAGUUUGGGGAGAUAUCAUAUAAGGCUCGGAGAAUAAUAGCUAUGCUGAGUCAAGAUUUUAUAUUCGAUGGUUGCACAAUUUUGGUGCAUGGCUUCUCCAGGGUUGUGCUCGAAGCUCUGAGAACUGCAGCGGAGAAUAAGAAACUGUUUCGAGUUCUCUGCACAGAGGGAAGACCCGAUAGGUCAGGAUUACGUGUGUCCAACGAGCUUGCCAAACUGGAUGUCCCUGUUAAGCUCUUAAUCGACUCUGCUGUGGCAUAUAGCAUGGAUGAAGUAGACAUGGUACUCGUUGGAGCAGACGGUGUGGUUGAAAGUGGAGGCAUUAUAAACAUGAUGGGAACCUACCAAAUUGCAUUGGUUGCCAAAGCCAUGAACAAGCCAAUGUAUGUUGCUGCUGAGAGCUACAAGUUUGCACGCCUAUACCCGUUGGAUCAGAAAGACAUGGCGCCAGCCCUACGCCCCAUUGAUUUUGGCGUACCAAUUCCAUCAAAGGUGGAGGUUGAAAGAUCCGCUCGCGACUACACUCCCCCACAGUAUCUCACCCUCCUCUUUACUGAUCUUGGCGUUCUUACACCUUCUGUGGUAAGUGACGAGCUCAUCCAGCUCUACCUAUAGACUAAGGCGUGCAGCUUGCUUCGGCACCACAUCAUUUUUACUAUUAGUUCUUCAAGAUUAUGGAUUAGCAUGUUGGUGCACAUGCUGAAAUUUUGCUUCAAGAUUAGUCUUUUCUGAGAUAUUUGUGGACAGCAUGAUUAUGUUGGAAUUUUUUUGAUGUAUGAUUGUAGUUGAACUGGAAUUUUUUUGGUGAAAUAGGAUUCUUUUUUUUUGACA
This is a messenger RNA of Salvia hispanica, 1549 nucleotides long. RefSeq lists its product as uncharacterized. Gene Ontology annotation, cellular component: eukaryotic translation initiation factor 2B complex. Gene Ontology annotation, biological process: translational initiation. Lineage: Eukaryota; Viridiplantae; Streptophyta; Magnoliopsida; Lamiales; Lamiaceae. The record is from RefSeq and is a predicted model, not a curated record. Gene Ontology annotation, molecular function: guanyl-nucleotide exchange factor activity; translation initiation factor activity.